UCCCGGAAAGGCUGGAGAGAAGAGUGUGUGUCCUGGGACGGGGGAGUCCCUUUCCCCGCCCCUCCCCGCCCCGUGGCUACGGCGUGGCUGAGCCCGGGGCGGAGCUGGCGUCUCCUCGCGGACGGGCGGCGGGACGGCGGCCGCAGCCCGGGGCAGGCAGGCGGACAGGCACAGCGACCGGCCCGGCGGGAUCACCCGCAGGACGACAACCCAGCGCGCUGCGGUGUGGCGGCGCCGACAGAGACCCGGAGCUGUCCACCCAGGCGGAGCGCGGGCAUCUUCAGGUCCCUGGGCGUAGACAUCCCGCUCUACGAAGCCUGGCCAUGGCACUGUGCCUGAAGCAGGUGUUUGCUAAGGACAAGACUUUCCGGCCCCGGAAGCGCUUUGAACCUGGUACACAGCGCUUUGAGCUUUAUAAGAAGGCACAGGCCUCGCUCAAAUCCGGCCUGGACCUUCGAAGUGUGGUGAGGCUGCCACCUGGUGAGAGCAUCGAUGACUGGAUCGCUGUGCAUGUGGUGGACUUCUUCAACCGCAUCAACCUCAUCUACGGCACCAUGGCUGAGCACUGCAGUGAGACCAGCUGCCCAGUCAUGGCCGGUGGGCCUCGCUAUGAGUACCGCUGGCAGGAUGAGCGCCAGUACCGAAGGCCCGCCAAGCUCUCGGCGCCCCGCUAUAUGGCAUUGCUCAUGGACUGGAUCGAGGGUCUCAUCAAUGAUGAGGAUGUCUUUCCUACACGUGUGGGAGUUCCCUUCCCCAAGAACUUCCAGCAGGUCUGCACCAAGAUCCUGACCCGACUGUUCCGCGUCUUUGUCCAUGUCUACAUCCACCACUUUGAUAGCAUCCUCAGCAUGGGAGCAGAGGCACAUGUCAACACCUGCUAUAAACACUUUUACUACUUCAUCCAAGAGUUCAGCCUGGUGGACCAGAGGGAACUAGAACCACUGAGGGAGAUGACAGAACGGAUCUGUCACUGAGUCCAGAUCUGGAUGUUGUUGCCAAUCAACUGGACCAUCGAACACAGUGUAGCUGGGAGAGGGGACCCUUAGGAACCUGUUGGGAGAGCAAUCUGAAGGCCUAUAGGACCCCUCUAGAGACCAAACAGCCCUGGACUUCUCCGAAGUCUGACUGUGUGUCCCCGACUGCACGGAGAAGGGAGGGCUUCAAGUGGGCAACAGAAGGAAAGGAGGAGGUUAGCCCCUCACAUUAAGUCCAAGAGUAGGGUAGGCUACCAAGUGUCUGCUCUGAUACUUCACCCUUUCAUCCUACCAUUGUGGGUCUCAAAUCCAUUUUGGGAAUAUGGAUGUGGCUGAAGUGAUGGCAAGAAAAUUAUGAGUGUUAGUGGCUGUAUCUGAGCAAGCAGGUAGGUGUGGGGAGGGGGUGAGUGUGGGUGUUUUGAUUGUGGGAUUUGCCUGAGAGAUCCAGGUCCUUCCUGGCACAUAGUAGGCCCUCCUGUUGGAUGGAUGGAUAAAUGGAUGGAUGGAUAAAUAAAUGGAUGGAUGGGUGGAUGGAUGGAUGGAUGGAUGGACAGGCUGACCAUAAGUCCAUGACCCCUAUAGGAGUAAUGACAGCAUAGUGACCCAAUUCAACUCUGACCACAUGCACAAGUGUACAAAAUGUGCAUGUAGAUGGACUUGUACCUCUGAAUCUUCUAGACCACCAUUUUCUAUCAACACAAGUCGCAGGCAGCUGAGAGGAGGUUAGAAAGUGCAGCUUUGCCCUGAGUUCCUUAAACCCCUGACCUACCACCAUGCAGGCUGAUUUGCUCAGCCAAGGAUGUCCAUAAAUUAUUUCACUCAUCUGCUUCCUGGAGGGCCUGGUAACAGUAAGCCUCUAAGCUAGGCCGUGGUGGCACAUACCUUUAAUUCCAGCAUUCAUGAGGCAGAGCCAGGAGGAUCUCUGAGUUCGAGGCCAGCCUCGUCUACAGAGUGAGUUCCAGGACAGCCAGGGCUACACAGAAAAACCCUGUCUCAAAAAACAAACAAACAAACAAAAAAAACCCAGUAAGCCUUUUGAGGGUUGAGAUUGAUCCCUCAUGUCCACAAAGAUCCCCUGGAUCUUGAACUGGAACUCAAGAUACUUCAGUCUCAUACCCAGAAUCUACUGACCUGAGUGAAGGCCAGCACAAAAUAGGCCUCUAGUCCAGAGAGCCACUGGAACUUGAACUGGGAAAUCUAGAGUCUUUUCUCCUAUCUCAGGACACCGAGGAUCAUGUAGCUAGUGGAGACCUUCCCAUCCUAAAAAUACCUGCCUCCACCCAACCAUUCUGAGACAUCCCAGCUGCUUGGAUCUCCAAGCACAGCUAUCCAAAGAGGCUGGGAUGCUCUUUCAGUAGCCAUUACUCAGUACCACCAUGCUGAGCCCUGGGCAGAAACUCACAGGUAGGGAAACCAUGGCAGAAACAGGCUUCUGCCCUUCCAGAGCCUUUAUCCUGAGAGGCCAGGAUGGAGAACAAGAAAUCAUGUAAGAAUCCUGUCUAUCUCUCGGUGUGCAAAGGAGGACACUGAAACCCGGAGGCUUUUAUAAAGCUGGUAUAAAAGCCAAGGCUCUUGACUUCUACUCUAGGGCCUGCUGAUUGUGACACUGAGAUGCAUGUGGAAUAGGGUUUGUCAGACACUCUCCAGGACACAACUUCCUGCUUUGAGCAAGGAUUUCUAGCCUGAUGUCAGAGAGCCCCACCACCCCUGGGUUGGCUCGAGGUGACUGCUGAGACAAACCUCCAAAACCAGACCCGUCAUCAUGGCCUCGGAACUGCCUGCCCUCCAGAGAAACAGCUGGGGCUCUCCAGACCAGCAGGACCUGGAACUUCUCUCUCUGCUGGCUCCAGAAAAGUCUCCAAGGGAAGCAUGCUGUCCUGCAGCUCUGGCAGUGGUUCAGAACUGGGGAAAGUGGGAAAUUUCCCCCACACUGGGCUGCAGAAUAUACUCUGAAAUCUAGGCUGUGAAAAGGGAUGAUGGGGGGAGGGAAAUAUAUUUUUGUGAAAAAGGGAAGAUUUUGCUAUUUUUGGUAAAAUAAAGACACAAAGCAACAGCU
Messenger RNA from Peromyscus eremicus (cactus mouse), 3030 nucleotides. RefSeq names its product MOB kinase activator 3C (gene Mob3c). Gene Ontology annotation, biological process: signal transduction; positive regulation of protein phosphorylation. The record is from RefSeq and is a predicted model, not a curated record. Lineage: Eukaryota; Metazoa; Chordata; Mammalia; Rodentia; Cricetidae. The coding region runs from base 324 to 974 and encodes 216 amino acids. Gene Ontology annotation, molecular function: protein kinase activator activity. Gene Ontology annotation, cellular component: nucleus; cytoplasm. The transcript is spliced from 4 exons.